GGACCUGAGUGAGAACAGUCUGACGUCACUUCCUGUGGGUGGUCUGGGGGGACUGACCCAUCUGAAGCUGAAAGGAAACAUGGAGCUCUAUGAGGACUUCAGCCCUGAACUCUUCACCCGCAUGAGGGUGGUAGAGAUGCCGUAUGCAUACCAGUGCUGUGUCUGACGGUCAUGUGACAGCUAUAAGUCCAUCAGCCAACCAGAGACUGAGCAGAGCAGUGAGGAGGAGGAGCUAGACCCAGCAGGACCUUCUGUUGUUUAUUCAGAUGACCCGGACCUGGAGGACCUCCAGAUGGAGAUGCAGGAAUCUAAACUACAGACUAACAUCCAGUGCUCUCCUGUACCAGGUCCGUUCCGGCCAUGUGACUCCCUGCUAGGCAGCUGGUUGGUCCGUGUGGGUCUGUGGUGCGUCUCCAUCGUGUCUCUACUUGGGAACUCUCUCUUGCUGCUGUCGCUCUUCGGUUCGGCGGGCUAUCUCUCCCCGCUGCGGUUCACCGCCGCCUGCAUGGCCGCUGCCAACCUCCUAACCGGCGUAUGCACAUGUACGCUCGCCCUCGUGGACGCCCUCACGCUGGGAGAAUUUGGUCGCCACGGCGCCCGCUGGGAGUCGGGUCCCGGUUGCCAGGUGACGGGGUGGGUGUGGGUGUUUGCGUCCGAGGCGAGCGUGCUGCUGUUGACCCUGGCGGCCGUGCAGUGUGGCGUGAGCGUGACGUGCGCGCGGGCCUACGGGAAGGCGCCCUCACACGGGAGCGUCCGUAUGUGCGCAUUCUUCUGCCUCACCCUCUCUGUCACCCUGGCGUCCCUCCCUCUGGUCAAUGUGGGGGAGUACGGUUCCUCCCCUCUCUGCCUGCCCUCCCCCCUGCAUCCCCCCUCCUCCCAUCCCCCCUCCUCUCUAGGCUUCCCUCUCUCUCUGAUCAUGAUGAAUACUCUGUGUCUGCUGAUAGUGACAGUCUCCUACAUCCGUCUGUACUGGGAGCUGCUGAGAGGAGAGUGCGAGGGGCUGUGGGACUGUAGCAUGAUUAAACACAUCACCUGGUUGAUCUUCAUCAACGGUCUCCUCUACAUCCCAGUAGCCUUCCUGUCUCUCUGCUCCCUGCUGGGGCUGCUUUCUCUGGGGGAGGAGGUGCUGAAGUCUGUCCUGCUCCUCCUCCAACCCCUCCCCUCCUGCCUCAACCCACUCCUCUUCCUCCUAUUCGCCCGAGACCACACCCAUUUCUUGUUCUGGCCACAUCCCAAGGAACGCCCCCAGUUACACCGGGACCGCGUGCUUGAAGACUCGCUGGUCUCUGUGGACACAGAGAAGAGCUUGUGUUCUGAUUUGUCGACGCAGGUGUCACUCGCCGAGGCUGACGCCCUCUACGGUGGAAGCCCCGCCCUCCAACCCCGGAUGGAUCCAAUCAGAUUCUCCCACUGCUCUUCUUCCUCCUCCUCCUCGGUUCCUCUGAUCCCCUGUCAGACACCUUCCCCCAGCCUGAGGGAAAGAGAGAUGGAGAAUGAAAGAGAGAGGGAAAGAGAUAUGGAGAGAGAGAGGGAGGCAGAGUGGUAAGGUUUGAAUCACUAAACUACAAUGGGACACAGUCUCAGGUGUAGAGCACCGCUGGAUGGGACCCUACGAGACAUUAUAAACCAACACAUGCCCUACUGCUUCCUUCUUUAUCCUCCCCCCUCUCUCCUCCCCUCCCUCUCUUCUC
This is a messenger RNA of Salvelinus sp. IW2-2015, 1691 nucleotides long. Its product is annotated as leucine-rich repeat-containing G-protein coupled receptor 6. Gene Ontology annotation, cellular component: plasma membrane. Lineage: Eukaryota; Metazoa; Chordata; Actinopteri; Salmoniformes; Salmonidae. Gene Ontology annotation, molecular function: protein-hormone receptor activity; G protein-coupled peptide receptor activity. Gene Ontology annotation, biological process: hormone-mediated signaling pathway; activation of adenylate cyclase activity; adenylate cyclase-activating G protein-coupled receptor signaling pathway. The record is from RefSeq and is a predicted model, not a curated record.